UAGUUUUUCAGUGCGAAUCUCAAUAAUAAGAUAAUGAAUGUAUUGGUUUAUUUUUUAUUAGUUAGUAUAGCGUAAAAUUUAACAAAUUAUUUCAUCUAUUCAUUACAAAAUAUCGGGUUAUGAAGUGCGUUUUACAUCUUUGUAAAUCUUGUUUUCGAAAAAGACUAUUUUAAUUUUGGCAUUGUGCAAAGUGUUGUGUUGAGUUCGUUCACAUUUAAAGCAGCAAUAUAAAAGGUCCUGAUAAUGAAAUCUAGUAAGAGGAGACUCCAGGCGCUCGCUGAAGGUUCUGAUGGCAUACCCAACUACCUUAAGAUGGAAGAUUCGGAGACAUCAAUUCCUCCAGUAUUUAGAUCUAGACUUCACGAACUGUUCUCGCAAAUUGAAAAAGAGUUCGACCUUCUGUACACUGAAAAUUUAAAUCUCCAAGAGAAGAUUGAUAUAUUGAGUGAAAAACUGGAGAGAGAAAGCUAUGUUGGUGAUAAACAAAAUGUUGAUUACAUUGAAUUCGAGACAUCAGGAAAAAAUUCUAAAGUUAAAUUGUCUCAAAACAAUUCACAGAAGGUUAAAACAAGUCAUAAGCUAAAAGUUCAGACAAGUAAAAUUGUCUCGAGUUUCAAAGCGCCGACAUACAAUUGUCAACUUGUUAGAGAGUUCACUGGCCACAAGGAUGGCAUCUGGGAUGUGACGUCUGCUCGCCCGGGCCAGGCUCUCAUUGGGACAGCAUCUGCUGACCACACAGCGGCGGUAUGGAGCGUGGAGUGGGGCAAGUGUCUCCUGCAGUACACAGGGCACGCGGGCUCCGUCAACUCCAUCCGCUUUCACUCCACCCGGGACAUCGCGCUCACUAGCAGCGGGGACAACACCGCUCAUGUGUGGCAGGCAGCUGUGAACUGGGAUUUGCCGCGCGGGCAAUCCUCCGAGGAGGAGCUAGAGGGGGGCGGGGAGGAGAGCGAAGGGGGGGACAGGCCCGAGGUGCUCCGUACCCCGCUGACGGAGCUGGCCGGCCACAGUGGCGUCGUGGUCGCGGCGGACUGGCUCACCGGCGGCGACCACGUGAUCACCGCCUCCUGGGACAGAACCGCUAGCCUGUACGACGUCGAGACCGGCGACUGCCUGCAGAUAUUGACAGGUCACGAUCACGAGCUGACGCACGCAUCGGCGCACCCCAACUCGCGGCUAGUGGUGACGGCGUCCCGGGACACCACCUUCCGCCUGUGGGACUUCCGCGAGCCCAUACACUCCGUCUCCGUCUUCCAGGGCCAUACAGAGAGCGUGACGUCAGCCGUGUUCACGAGAGAGGACAAGGUCGUGUCCGGCUCCGAUGACAGAUCUGUCAAGGUGUGGGACGUACGCAACAUGCGGUCCGCGCUCGCCACCAUCCGCUCGGACUCGUCCGUGAACCGCGUGGGCGUGAGCGCGGGCGGGCUCAUAGCGAUCCCGCACGACAACCGCCAGGUGCGCCUGUUCGACCUGCACGGACAGCGCCUGGCCCGCCUGCCCAGACCCUCCAGACAGGGUCACCGUCGGAUGGUGACAUCGGUGGCGUGGGCGGACGACAUGUCGUCCAGCAUCAACUUCUACAGCUGCGGCUUCGACAGGCGCAUACUCGGCUGGUCCAUACAGCCCUCCAAGGACAACUGAAUCUCCCGCCGCGUCGCCCACUCCAUACUAACUUUAUGACACUACAGUGAAAUUAUCCUAUGACCCUGCUCGAGCGGACGGCACGUGUAAGUUUCUGAUUUUUACGGAUGAUUGUUCCCAAAUCUCGAGUAACGAGUUUAGUGUGGUUUUACAGUGAGAGCCCUUUUACUGACAUGCGUGUUAUCGGCCGCACGCGGAUCUGGUCCGCAUGCAAGUUACCCGCUCCUAUCAUUUCAUAGAUGUUUUUCCUGACAUGCAGGCAGCACACGCGCGUUCAGGAGCAUAUUGUCAUCCGCAUGUGGGCGAUAUUAACAUGCGUGACAGGAAAAGGGCCUUGAAUCUUGAUGUUUACUGCCCGCGCUGAUGGUAAGCGCGGCCCGUAGAACUAUAUAACGAACUAUCUAAGGGGGAUAUUAGAUUAUCAUAUAUAUUGGAUCC
Molecule: messenger RNA, 2079 nt
Organism: Aricia agestis (brown argus)
Lineage: Eukaryota; Metazoa; Arthropoda; Insecta; Lepidoptera; Lycaenidae
Gene: Wdr37
Product: WD repeat-containing protein 37
Exons: 9
Coding region: 244-1641 (465 amino acids)
Cellular component (GO): preribosome, large subunit precursor
Molecular function (GO): protein binding
Source: RefSeq, a predicted model, not a curated record